CUUAAUCAAGUCUAUAAAAAUAUUAAUAUAAAAUGUUACUCAUUUUUAUCUGAAUGUUUCAUGACAUUUCACCGAAAAAUACAUGAUUUUCUUCAGGAUUAAAGUCUAGAGAAUAUGCUAAUGGAUGAUAAACCAUGGCUCUUGAUGUGAUACAAGUAGAAGGCUGUUAUGUUUCUUCAUGUUUGCCUAAGGCUCUCUUUGUGCCAUCACCGUCAUCAUUCCCCAAAAGCAAGAGGGAUCAUGUGCAUUCUUCAGAUGUUUUAUAUUUCAAGCCAAAAAAGAAAACUAUUGAUACUAAAAAUGCAACGCCUAGUAUUGCUGAUAAAGGACUUCCUGUAGCUGGUCGCCAGCAUCUUUCAGUCCAGACUGAUCUGUAUCUAGAAGAAUUAUGUGAUGUUAUUGAAGAAGCUGAUGCACAAUGUGAAACUGAUCCUCUUCUUGAUAGACCUCCAUCUCCUCUUUUUGUACCUGCAAAAUCUGGUCCAGAUGUAGCUACUCAAAUUUAUCCGGGUGAAUUGUUUGAUUUUGAUGAAGAAGUAGAGCCUAUACUGGAAGCUUUAGUUGGACAAACUUUAGAACAGGCUUUGAUUGAAAUAAUGGCAGAAGAGGAAUUAGCAGUUUUAACAGAUUUACAAAUAGAUUAUGAAGCAAAAAGAAAUGCUGAAGUAGCAGAAGUAAAAAGACUAGAGGAACAAGAAAGAAGAUUAUCUGAAGAAAAAGAAAAGAGAAUCAAAGAACAGGAAGAAGCUGUUUUACUUGAAGAUGAGGUGGCCAAAAAAAUUGUGGCUUGCAUUUUCUCUCAGAAUUAUUUAUCUGAACUUGUACCUCAAGUGUAUAAAAAACUUGAGGCUGAAGGCUAUUUUGAAGCAGAAGAUCCAGAAAUGUUAGAAAUUGAAGAAUCCUUUUGGCCCUGGCUGAUGAAUGAAGUAGACUCUGAAAUAGCUACACUAGAAGCAUCUUGUCACUUGUUAGAUACUCUCAUUGAUGACACUGUCCAGGAUAUAGCAGAAACAUCUGUGAUUCAACCAAACACUAUAAGAACUGACGAUAUUACACAGAAUACAGAAGAAAUAACUGUAAUUCAACCAGAAACUAUGGAGUCUACAUCUGAGGAGGUAGCUGAAGAUGCAGAAGUAAAUGAAAACACAGAACCAAGAAGUAGUUCCAGUGAAAAGAAUGAAACAAUUUAAUGAUGUUAAAAUUUUUAUCUAUAUAGCAUUUGAUGCUGUCUGUAAUACCACUAAUACUGUAAAGAAUUUUUUAAACAAUAUUUAUGAAAAAUACAUUUUUAUUGAAAUUUGUACAG
Messenger RNA from Argiope bruennichi, 1306 nucleotides. RefSeq names its product radial spoke head protein 3 homolog B-like (gene Rsph3). The record is from RefSeq and is a predicted model, not a curated record. Lineage: Eukaryota; Metazoa; Arthropoda; Arachnida; Araneae; Araneidae. The transcript is spliced from 9 exons. Gene Ontology annotation, cellular component: cilium. The coding region runs from base 135 to 1190 and encodes 351 amino acids.